AUGGCCAUGGCCAUGGGCUCCUGGGACCUUCACCAGCCCCAGGAGGCACGCCAAGCCACACCCAGGGCUCUCAGGACUUUCGCCAACUCUGGUGCUCUCACUCUGGAGCAUGCCCAUGCCUUCCCCGUCUUGUUCCCCGGGCGUGUAUAUUCUUCCUUUCUUUCUUCUAAGUUCCAGGGGCCCUUCUUCUGCUCUGUGUCUCCUGGUCACCUUAGGGAAAAGUACAGCUCGUGUGCUACAGUAUUUGUAGACAGCACUAUUUCUCAGUCUGAUUUGAAAAUCACCUUGCAGUGCCUGGCACUAGCAAUAUAUUACCACAUAAAAAGAGAUGCAAAUAGAUCCAAGGACAUUUUUUAUGAGAGACUCCAUCCUGUCACAGAAGAAAAGUUUCCUGAGGAAUUCUUUCAUCAUAAUCCUGAUCCCGAAUCAAUUUACAGAUUUAUUCGACCUUUCUUCAUUGCCUUUAAGGCAACAGGAGGAUAUGCCAUAACAACAUUGGUUUACAUAGAAAGACUUUUAUCUUAUGCUGAAAUCGACAUUUGCCCAUCUAACUGGAAACGCAUUGUUUUGGGAGCGAUUAUUCUGACAUACAAGUAUCUGCACGAUGAGGCUAUGUGGAAUUUUCACUUCUUCUCAUUGCUAAGGGGCAUUACAAUCAAGAACUUAAAUGAGUUGGAAAGGCAAUACCUAUGUCUACUGCGGUUCCGUCUGUAUGUUUCUACCAGUGUCUAUGCCCAAUACUAUUUUGACCUUCGGUCCUUAGCAAGUGACCAUGGAUUGUUGCCUAUUGCAUUGACUCCUCUUCGAAAAGAAAGAGCACUGAACCUAGAGGCCAUUGCCAGAUAUUGUGAAAACAAAAACCUGUGCAGGGUGGCCAUAAAAAAAUCUGGCAGCUGUGCUAACCUUACUGAUGUGCAGCGUGCCCAUGCCAUCUUAUCUUAA
This is a messenger RNA of Myotis lucifugus (little brown bat), 942 nucleotides long. Its product is annotated as cyclin-Y-like protein 1. The transcript is spliced from 9 exons. Gene Ontology annotation, molecular function: protein kinase binding; cyclin-dependent protein serine/threonine kinase activator activity. Gene Ontology annotation, cellular component: plasma membrane. The record is from RefSeq and is a predicted model, not a curated record. Gene Ontology annotation, biological process: regulation of canonical Wnt signaling pathway; regulation of cyclin-dependent protein serine/threonine kinase activity. Bases 1 to 942 code for a protein of 313 amino acids. Lineage: Eukaryota; Metazoa; Chordata; Mammalia; Chiroptera; Vespertilionidae.